CCCCCAAAAGGAACGAUGGAGGCCGCGCCCGGGACCCCCCCGCCGCCGCCAUCCGAGUCUCCGCCGCCGCCGCCAUCCGAGUCUCCGCCGCCGCCAUCAACGCCUUCGCCUCCUCCGUGUCCCCCCGACGCCUGCCCGGCCGCCCCGCACCUCCUCCUCCACCACCACCACCACCACCACCACCACCACCACCUCCCGCUCCCUGACGACAGGGAAGAUGGUGAGUUGGAAGAAGGGGAACUGGAAGAUGACGGGGCCGAGGAGACCCAGGACACCUCAGGAGGGCCCGAGAGGAGCCGGAAGGAGAAGAGUGAGAAGCACCAUAGUGAUUCCGAUGAGGAGAAGUCUCACAGGAGGAUGAGGCGGAAACGGAAGAAAGAGCGGGAGAAAGAGAAAAGGAGGUCCAAGAAGAGGAGGAAAUCCAAACAUAAACGCCACGCAUCUUCCAGUGAUGACUUUUCUGACUUCUCGGAUGACUCGGAUUUCAGCCCCAGCGAGAAGUCGCACAGGAAGUACAGAGAGUACAGCCCCCCAUAUGCACCGUCCCACCAGCAGUACCCCCCGUCGCACGCUGCGCCCCUGCCCAAGAAGAGCUACUCUAAGAUGGACAGCAAGGGCUACGGCCUGUACGAUGACUACGAGAGCGAGCAGUAUGGGGAAUACGAGGGCGACGAGGAGGAGGAUGUGGGCAAGGAUGACUAUGAUGACUUCGCCAAGGAGCUGAACCAGUACCGGCGCUCCAAGGAGGGCAGCGGCCGGGGCCGUGGCAGCCGAGGACGUGGCAGGGGCUACCGGGGCCGAGGAAGCCGAGGAGGGUCUCGAGGCCGAGGCAUGGGCCGGGGUGGCCGUGGCCGUGGCAGAGGCUCCAUGGGAGACCACCCGGACGAUGAAGAAGACUUCUACGAGGAAGAGAUGGAAUAUGGAGAAAGUGAGGAGCCUAUGGGAGACGAGGAUUAUGAUGACUACUCCAAGGAGCUGAACCAGUACCGCCGGUCCAAGGAUGGACGAGGAGGACGAGGGCUCAACCGGGGCCGUGGCCGGGGUUCCCGAGGUCGAGGCAAAGGGAUGGGCCGAGGCCGGGGCCGAGGCGGGAGCCGAGGAGGAAUGAACAAGGGCGGCAUGAAUGAUGACGACGACUACUUUGACGAGGACAUGGGCGACAGUGGAAGCUACCGGAGAGGUGACCAUGACAAGAUCCACCAACAGUCUGACAAGAAAGGCAAAGUUAUCUGCAAAUACUUCUUGGAAGGACGGUGCACCUGGGGGGAGCACUGUAACUUCAGCCACGACAUCGAGCUACCAAAGAAGCGGGAACUGUGCAAGUUUUACAUCACUGGCUUCUGUGCCCGUGCUGAGAACUGCCCCUACAUGCACGGUGAUUUUCCGUGUAAGCUGUACCACACGACGGGGAACUGCGUCAAUGAUGAGGACUGCAUGUUCUCCCAUGACCCCCUGACUGAGGAGACAAGGGAGCUCUUGGAUAAGAUGCUGGCCAAUGACGCGGAGGCAGGUGCCGAGGACGAGAAGGAAGUGGAGGAGCUGAAGAAACAGGGCAUCAACCCCCUGCCCAAGCCGCCCCCGGGCGUGGGGCUUCUGCCCACCCCGCCUCGGCCCCCUGGGCCCCAGGCCCCCACCUCUCCGAAUGGCAGGCCCAUGCAGGGCGGCCCCCCACCUCCACCCCCGCCCCCACCCCCCGGGCCUCCCCAGAUGCCCAUGCACGAGCCGCUGUCCCCACAGCAGCUGCAGCAGCAGCAGGACAUGUACAACAAGAAGAUCCCCUCCCUAUUUGAGAUCGUGGUGCGGCCUACUGGGCAGCUGGCCGAGAAGCUGGGUGUGAGGUUCCCUGGACCUGGUGGACCCCCAGGGCCAAUGGGGCCUGGACCCAACAUGGGGCCCCCCGGACCAAUGGGCCCAAUGCACCCCGACAUGCAUCCUGAUAUGCACCCGGACAUGCACCCCGACAUGCACCCCGACAUGCCCAUGGGCCCUGGCAUGAACCCUGGCCCUCCCAUGGGACCUGGCGGCCCCCCAAUGAUGCCCUAUGGUCCUGGGGACUCCCCACACUCUGGAAUGAUGCCCCCCAUCCCAGCAGCACAGAACUUCUACGAGAACUUCUACCAGCAGCAGGAGGGCAUGGAGAUGGAGCCCGGACUCGUAGGGGACACAGAGGACUACGGGCACUACGAAGAGCUGCCGGGGGAGCCUGGGGAGCACCUCUUCCCCGAGCACCCUCUGGAGCCUGACAGCUUCCCUGAGGGAGGGCCCCCAGGCCGGCCGAAGCCGGGCGCCGGUGUCCCUGACUUCCUGCCCUCGGCCCAGAGGGCCCUGUACCUGCGGAUCCAGCAGAAGCAACAGGAGGAGGAGGAGAGAGCGAGGCGGCUGGCUGAGAGCAGCAAGCAGGACCGGGAGAAUGAGGAAGGUGACACUGGGAACUGGUACUCGAGCGACGAUGAUGAGGGUGGGAGCAGUGUCACCUCCAUCUUGAAGACCCUGAGGCAGCAGACCUCUAGUCGGCCCCAGGCUUCUGGCGGGGAGCUGACCGGCACUGGGCUGGGGGACCCCCGCCUCCAGAAGGGGCAUGCUACUGGAAGUCGCCUGGCAGACCCCCGUCUCAGCCGGGACCCCAGACUUUCCCGCCACGCUGCCACCGAGGUGUCCAGUGGAUCCGGUCCAGGGGAUGCCGGACCCUCAGAUCCACGGCUGGCUCGCACCCUGCCUGCCUCCAAAUCUGAAGGUAGCCUUCAUUCCAGCCCUGUGGGCCCCAGCAGCUCCAAGGCGACUGGGCCUCCGCCCGUGGAGGAGGAGGACGGGGAGCGGGCGCUGCGGGAGAAGGCUGUCAACAUCCCCCUGGACCCACUGCCCGGCCACCCGCUGCGGGACCCUCGCUCCCAGCUGCAGCAGUUCAGCCACAUCAAGAAGGACGUGACCCUGAGCAAGCCCAGCUUUGCCCGCACUGUGCUCUGGAACCCUGAGGACCUCAUCCCCCUGCCCAUCCCCAAGCAGGACUCGGUGCCCCCUGUGCCUGCUGCCCUGCAGUCUAUGCCCACCCUGGACCCCCGGCUGCAUCGCGGUGCCCCCUCAGGGCCCCCCACAUCCCGACCCCGCCCUGGUGCCCCCGUGGACUCAGGGGCACCCGGCUCCAGCCUGCCCGACUUUGAGCUACUCUCCCGCAUCCUCAAGACUGUCAACGCCACCGGCCCUGCAGCCACCCCCAGUGACAAGCCAAGUGACCCUCGGGUGCGCAAGGCCCCCACUGACCCCCGGCUGCAGAAGCCAGCCGAUGCCACCGCUUCUGCCCGGGCUGCUAAGCCCGGUCCUACCGACCCACCCUCGCCCAGCACCAGCCCCGGCAGAGAGUCCUCGCCCCCGGCCACCGCUCCCUAUGACCCCCGGGUUCUGGCGGCUGGCGGGCUGGGCCAGGGCAGCAGCAGUGGCCAGAGCAGCGUGCUGAGCGGCAUCAGCCUCUACGACCCCAGGACUCCCAACGCUGGGGGCAAGGCUGCGGAACCCGCCGCCGAAGGAGCCACCCAGCCCAAGGGUGCCGAGGGCAGCAGCAACAAUGGCAAAAGCCCCGCCGCCGCCAAGGCCAAGGAGCCUCCCUUUGUGCGCAAGUCAGCCCUGGAGCAGCCAGAGCCGGGCAAGCCAGGUGCCGACGGGGGCACCCCCACAGACAGAUACAACAGCUACAACAGGCCCCGCGCCAAGGCUGCCGCCGCCACCACCCCUGCUGGCACCCCCCCAGCUGAAGGCGCCCCACCCCAACCCGGUGUUCACAACCUGCCUGUGCCCACGCUCUUCGGGACCGUGAAGCCAGCACCCAAGACGGGCUCCGGCAGCCCGUUUGCCGGCAACAGCCCGGCCCGGGAGGGUGAGCAGGACGCGGGGUCCCUGAAGGAUGUCUUCAAAGGAUUCGACCCCACGGCCUCUCCCUUUUGCCAGUAGUGUUCAGCCGGACCCAGCCACACUCCCCGCAGCUGCCUGCCCAGGGUGAUCAGAGCAGAGGGGAUUGCGGGGGGCCUGGGGGUGUCUGGGUGUCCUUUUCUUUUCUUCCUCUCUUUCCUUUUUUUAAAGUAGUGCUUUCUUUGACGUGGAUAAAUUGUACAUAACCACCUUCAGUUCUGGUCAGUGCUGCCGGGGCUUCCAGCAGGCGCCCCUCCUCACCAGGCCCGAUGCUCAGGGACUUGCUGAGGGUUGGGCCUCUGGUCUAGUGGCGGGGAAUCCAGUGGACUUUCUGGGCAAAGCUUGCUGCCCCCCCACCUCCCUCCACCCACUCCCCAGGACAUGGGGACAGUGGUGGCCCCCUCCCAUGUGAGCCAGGAGCAGGCAGGCAAGGCACUUCAGAAGCGCAGACUGCCAGGGCCCCUGCGGGGCCGGGAGAAGAGCCCGAGAAAGCCAGCUGCCCCCCUUCUCUCUCCUGGAUCCGCACAUGGACCUCUCACCCGCCCUCACUGGGGGACCCCAGGGGAAGUGGGUCCCGGAGGGCUGGCCAGGUCCUCCUCAGUAUUAGCUGCCCUGUGUCCCCACAGUGGCUGCACCCCUGCUCCCCUCUUGUCGGUCUCCGGGGUUCAUCCUGGGCCGCAGAAGCCAGAGCGCCCCAGUCCCUGUGGGGCAGCUCAAGGAUCCGUGGUGGGGCUGUCCCGCUGCUUCCCCACGCGGGGCCGGGGCAGCUCUCUGCACAAAGUGUUUGUUUUGCUUUCCCCUUGCACCUUCCUGCACCAGGUCUCUUAGGAUGCGUUUGGUUUUCUUUUGCCCAGCCAAGCAGGUGCCCUGUUCAGAGGCGUGUGAGUUUGUGAGGGACUGAGAUGUGGGGUGAGGCCUCUAGUCUGCAGCCCUCAUCCCACCUCUCCCCAGGACCCAAAAGAAGGUGCACCCCAUGGACGUGGCCUGGCGAGGCUGGCCCAAGGGCAGCUGGACUACGGUCGAUCUGGUUCCCCAGGGGGCCUUUCUCUCCCACGAGUCAUCUCAAGCCCAGGCAGUGCGUCUGAAUUCCCCCACCUCCCUCCUGGGCCCAGCUCCCGGCCCCUGCACCUCAAUAAUAAUGAAAUCUGUACCCCCCCACUUCCUUGGCUUCUGAAACCAUCCUGCCACCCCCCGCCCCAGGCAAAGAAAUAGCCCUUGAGUUUGGGGCCAGAAGUGGGGGCACGUCUCAGGUUGGUUUUUGUCUUUUAUUUUUUAACAAUCAUUAGUAAGAUUUUUUUUUUUUCUUCAUCUGGUAGAGUUGGCCUUGAGACCAAGCCUGCGCUCUUGAUGUUUGUAAGAUAAAUCAGAAAAUGCGCAGUGGCUGUGUGGGUUUCUGUGUUUUUUCUUUUCCCUCUGAGAGGAUUUUCUUUUGUAACAAGAAAUAAUUAAAUCCUUUUUUAAAAUUGAAAUCUAUGGAUGAAAUAGAAGCUGGAACCACCUCCCCCUCCUUGGAAUAUUCAGCCUAAGAACCUCACAGAACUAUGAAUUCACCUGAAAUUUUCAUUUUUUGCCAUCAGGCCGAGCUUUUAAAAGGAAAAAAAAAAAAAGUUCUCUAACCAGGAUUGUAACAAAAAAAAAAAAAAUUAAAAAGUGUAAAUACUAUUUCAGAGUUGAAAGUUGAUGGUGCAAAUAUGUAUAUAACGUACUGUAUUUUUACAAUGAUCGUCGCAUGGCUCUGUCCCCCUCACCCCUUUUGUACUCCACAUCUGUCUUCCAGAAAUGUCUCCUGUCCUUUCUCCUGUGGUCUCUUAAUCCAAUAAUUGUAUUACUGCCAUUAAAGGAUGCAGUUAUUUUAAAAA
Molecule: messenger RNA, 5759 nt
Organism: Erinaceus europaeus (western European hedgehog)
Lineage: Eukaryota; Metazoa; Chordata; Mammalia; Eulipotyphla; Erinaceidae
Gene: ZC3H4
Product: zinc finger CCCH-type containing 4
Exons: 14
Coding region: 16-3942 (1308 amino acids)
Biological process (GO): negative regulation of DNA-templated transcription
Cellular component (GO): nucleus
Molecular function (GO): RNA binding; metal ion binding
Source: RefSeq, a predicted model, not a curated record